Molecule: messenger RNA, 252 nt
Organism: Laetiporus sulphureus 93-53
Lineage: Eukaryota; Fungi; Basidiomycota; Agaricomycetes; Polyporales; Laetiporaceae
Exons: 1
Source: RefSeq, a predicted model, not a curated record
GACAUCUCCCCGACGGCCGUGUCGGACGAGGCUGGCUACGUCUACGUUGAGGACCCGGUGCCCGUCAACAAGGAGAAGUCACUACCCGCUACGCCUGCCAUGAAGGCUGGUUACGCCUCUCCAAGCGAGAAUAUGCCCGGAUAUUUCGAUGGUACACUUAUCGAGACGGUUGUGUCGCCUGGCAACGGCCUCGGAAGGAAGACCAGUUUGCUGAGGAAGGUGAAGGGUGUAGUGAAGGGAGCCAAGCAAUGA